This is a messenger RNA of Sycon ciliatum, 3684 nucleotides long. RefSeq lists its product as uncharacterized. Gene Ontology annotation, cellular component: GID complex. Gene Ontology annotation, biological process: proteasome-mediated ubiquitin-dependent protein catabolic process. The record is from RefSeq and is a predicted model, not a curated record. The coding region runs from base 427 to 2571 and encodes 714 amino acids. The transcript has 2 exons. NCBI's taxonomy places the organism in Eukaryota, Metazoa, Porifera, Calcarea, Leucosolenida, Sycettidae.
UUCAAAUCAAAAGUUUGGUGGCUGCAAACAUGUGAAUGGGUUACUGGAGCCCUUGCCACUCUCAGUCUCAGUACUACUGUACUGUUGAGUGUUGUUGUUCUAGUUGUUACCAGUGGCGCUUCUCGUCCCCUAUCGUAGCAUUCUGACUUCAGCCCGUCCAGAACCGCCUUCGGGUCUCAUUCGAGCCGGAAUAAUAGACAUACGGCUGUUACGGGUAUAAAUGCAGAGAGAUUGCAGUCUUACUUUCUCCCAAUAGAGAACAGCUUUUGUGUUCUUUAUUUGCCUAUGACUAGUAUGAGCAUUACUCCUGCUGCUCUGCCCGAACACGUAGCUCUGCAGGCUUCACAGAGGGCUGUCUAUUUUACUAGCAGUUUGCAAGACUCAAGAGCUGAGCUACGAAGCACCGUCUAAACAGCCUUUGUCAACAUGACUGGUACGGAGUACAAGGUGGCUAGGUACAAGACAGAUGAAUUUUGGAAGCGUCUGGAGUCGGAAGACCUGGAGGAGCGUCUUGCUACCGUGUGCGAUGCCAAAAAUGCCGUCAUCGGCCUGAUAUGUGCCAAAUGCUAUUUUGUGGAUCGGGGCAUUUACUCGCUCAUGUCGCGCAACAUCCAGGAGUAUUCGCCAGGAGAAGAUGCAGUUACAGCCGACCUGCGUGUUCAAUCCACGUUGGUGAUGGGACUAGUGUGCCAUUCGAUUGAGCAUGCACAGCGUGCAGUUCGCACGGUCAGUAUUGACCUGCUCACCAAGCAGUUGUGUUUAGAAGGGCCGGUUGUGGCAGCCACGUUGUCUAUGCUACACGGCAUGUGCAUAUGCUCGGAAGGCCGCACAGCAGUCAUCCAGCACGCAGCGAACAGCCUGUUUGGUUUCCUGCAGCCGGUGCUACCCAUGGACGACGCGGCGUGUCGUCGGACGGAGCUUGCGGCGCGGAUAUUCGGCAUCUUGUCUAUAGAUCCAGAGUUUUGCAUGCGAAUGCUGCAAAAUGAUGUGCUGAAGCACCUGGUUCGGAUUCUGGAUACCAAGCCAGCCACAUUCCUUACCUAUACCAGUCUACAGUGUGCGGCUAGCACUCUGGCUGGUGUUGUGCCUGCCGGUGCACGGCUUGAAGAUUUCAAGGUUCUUGCAGAAUUCCAUGCGGAAGCGUUGUUCUCCACAGAAAGUCUAAGCUGCUACUUGUCUGAUGUUCAUCACAUCCCCUUCCAAGUGUGCGCUGCCCAGAUCAUGUGCUAUGUUGUGAUGACAACUGCAGCAGGGAUCCAGCCAGGUGCACCGUCUCCUCACCGGGACUUCAUUCGUCAGCGGCUUCUUCCUCUCCUGAGUAGAAUAUCCCUCGCUGAACAGAGUCCCGUCGUCACCCAGCUGGAGUGCCACAGUCUGCACUUGAUCUGUUUACUGAUCCGUUGCUUUCCUGUGGAUGUUGGCGAGGUCGUGUACCAAACUGAAGCGUUAGCACAGAACGUGCUCAAGCGCAUUCACGAUGCCCAGUCGGGUAGAGCCCGCGGCGCUUGCGGUGUGGCAUGGACGUUUGUGGCCAACGCACUGCGCUGCCUGGCCGAGAUGUGUGCAUGCUCGGAGGAGAAUUGCUUGCGUGUCAGCAAGAUGCCCGGUAUACAGGAAUGUGUGCGCAUUUCCCUGGAUAAGCGCUGUGUUAGCAUUCAGGCGAAGGAAUCAUCUAUUCUGCUCAUGCUUGCUUUCUCCAGAGUAGUUGAAGUCUGCCGUUCUCGUCUCGUGGAGAUGAAGGUGUGGGAACCAGUUGCUGAAGUUCUUAAAAAUGCAAGUGAUUACAUGAACAAGGCACCACAUAUCCUUGUUGGUUGCUGCAGGCUUCUUGCUAAUAUCCUGUUACCGUUCUCUGGCAUGCAGGGUCUGGUUGCUAAAGCAGGUGCUCUCUAUGAUAUCAAAGCCAUCAUGAGCAAUCUGGUUAACCAGCCAGACCUUUGUGGCUUACACCGGAACGAGAUUCUGUGCGAGGUGCUGCUCGCGUUUCGCAACGCCAUAUUUCAGAUGGUAUCCGAAGAUCUUCGCUCUGGUUUGACCCCCCUGAUCAUGGCAGGCUUUGCCUGGGAUCUGUUCGUCUUUGUUGAUCCAGAGCGCAGCUUUUCAGAAGAUGUAUGUUUGGCAGCUAUGAAGUUACUGGCACAAGUGGAUAUGGUGGCGCCAAUCGAACUUGAACCUGCCAAAAAUGGCCUGGACAACAUGUACCUUCAUCUGAGGAAAGGACUCGACAAGGGGCCGUGGAAUUCCGUGAUCUGGACUUUGUACGCCUUGAACCAGAUCGUGAAGAGUAGAGGUGUGCAGCAGGAUGGCCUGCUUGGCUCCAACACGGAAAUGCUGCUGCGAGGGAUUCUGGAUUGCCUGAAGCAUCCACGGCACGAAGUUCAGGCUUCAGCUCUCAGAUUGGCCGGCACUAUGCUGAAUGGACAUCAGCUGAGCCCGAGUGCUCGCGAGCGGCUUCAGCAAGCUUUGACUGAGACGACAAGGAACGCUGUCCAGUUUGCAUCGGCCAGCGUGGCUUCUGCGUCUGGCGUAGUCGACGCCCCAGCGCAGCCGAGUCCUGCUCAGCCGCAGUGACAAAUCACCCGAGUCUGUGUGCGUGAAGGCGGUCUGAACGGCUGCACGGUGUGGCCGUGCCAAUGUGCGCGGCAUUCACCUGUGGUCUUAGCAUGUGGAAGUGCUAAAUUACAAUCAGAAUCAGAUCAGCGUAGUGCACCAUCGGACACCAGUUGAGAAGCAACCAAGAUGCUGUAUCUCUGUUCACACUGGUGCAGUUUGAACUAGAUCUCUCUCUUACAUAGAGCCGGUCUCUCCUCUUUACUGAUGACUAGUAGCGUACCGGAAAUUGUACUAUAUCUCGAAAGUCUUGCAACAGACUGUACAGGUGCAACGGAUUGUACAUACCCGAACCGUGGAUGUAAAUGUAUUUGUUCUUGUUCCGCUGCUGCUGCUGCGGCCGCUGCUUUUGUUAUGGAUGUUGUGUCGGUGGCAUUGCUGUCAGUACCAGUGUUGAUGUGAGGAACUGUUUGCUUCGCCCAGUCGUAAGGUGACCAUGCCACUAGUCAGUACUGUGAGCAUUGUGAAUAUAAUUAUAUACAUAGAAUAGCACUGAAGGACAUGCAAUGUAGCAACGCAAUGUAGCUAUCCGAGAGGUGGUGGUAUUUAGGUGGUACAUACAUGUGUGUGUGUGUCGGUGCAUGUACAUAUUUUAAUAUGCUUAUUAUCAUUGUGAUGUGUUUCGUAUCUUGUGCAGUCUGGAUCUCUGUGAUAUAGUCUUUUGGUUAAAUGUGUGCCGCUGCUUUCGAUCUGGCUGUGUAGCAAUAUCGCCCAUUGGCCUAUCGAACUCUGCUGCUACCCUGUGGUGUUUAUCUGUACAUAAUUAUCUUGUGAUCUCAUGCUCUCUCCAUCUACUUGUUGACGUAUCCUGAAACAAUACUCGCUGAAAUUAUGCUGACCAGAAUCAUGGUGUUUGUACAUGUAUAAAACUUGCAUGCAUAUCUUGUGAUCUCGUGCGUGCCUACUUGUAGACGUAUCCUGAAACAAUGCUCGCUGAUUUUUUGCUGGCCAGAAUAAAACUCGCCUCCUGCUUCCAGUAUUUUCAACUCAGAGUACCCUGUGUUUCCUGUCUUGCUGUGUGCACUCAUUGCGAAAGUCGAAGUCUGAUCAUCAAGUCUUGUUUUGUUCUCAGUU